Messenger RNA from Oryza brachyantha (malo sina), 2416 nucleotides. RefSeq names its product lysM domain receptor-like kinase 3. Gene Ontology annotation, molecular function: ATP binding; transmembrane receptor protein kinase activity. Bases 86 to 2143 code for a protein of 685 amino acids. The record is from RefSeq and is a predicted model, not a curated record. Gene Ontology annotation, biological process: innate immune response; protein phosphorylation. The transcript is spliced from 11 exons. NCBI's taxonomy places the organism in Eukaryota, Viridiplantae, Streptophyta, Magnoliopsida, Poales, Poaceae.
CAGCUCUCUGCUCCGCCACUGCCACCUCCAUGCCCCACCACCACCACCUCGCCACCUCGAGCCCAGAACCCUAGCCCCCAGUCCAAUGCCGCCUCCCCGCCGCCGCCCGCGCGCGCGCGCGCUUCUCAUCGCCCUCCUCUUCCUGGCGGUCGCCUCCCGCGGCGAAGGCGCCGGCGGUGACGCCCCGGGCAACGCCACCCCCUCGGCGCCGCUCGCCUGCUCCGAGCUCUCGCGCGUCUGCACGGCGUUCCUCGCGUUCCCGGCGGCCGGCGAGGCCGCGAACGCCUCCGUGCUGGAGUCCAUGUUCGACGCCGCGCCGGGUGACCUCACGGCCGACGCGGCCGCCAGCCCGGGCUACGCGUUCGUCCGCAAGAACUGCUCUUGCCUCGCCUCCCGCACUUACCUCGCCAACACGACCUACACUGUCCCAUCCGCCGCCGCGGAGACACCGAACACCACAGCGGCCGACGUGGCUGCCGCGGCGUACGCCGGGCUAGCCGUGCCGCCGCCGGGCGGACCUGCUCUGCGACCGCCGCGCCCCGGCGCCGUGGUGGCUCUCCACCUACUCUGUGGCUGCUCUUCCGGCCCCUGGAACUAUCUCCUCAGCUACGUCGGCGUCGACGGCGACACGGUGGAAUCGUUGUCAAGUAGGUUCGGGACCAGCAUGGACGCCAUCGAGGCCGCCAAUGGCAUGGCCGGCCCUGAUCCCAUAACCACGGGGAAGGUGUACUACAUCCCACUAAACUCAGUUCCUGGACAACCUUAUGCUGUGAUGUCUCCUCCUACUCCUACUCCUGCACCAGCCCCUGCACAAAAUAUAUUCCCAGAUGUGUCAGAACAUCACUCCACAAAAUUCCCUUACGGAUGGGUUAUUGGCAGCAUGGGAGUUGCACUUGCUUUGAUUGCUAUUGCUCUUCUUGCACUUGUUCUGUGCAAGCUCUCCCAAUACAAUCCCCAAGCUCCAAAUAACCAGGGAAAGAGCCCAGACCAGUCUAUAUCACAUAAAUUUCAACUUCUUAAGAGUGGUAGCUUUUGUUAUGGUUCUGGAAGAUACUUAUGCUGCCAAUUUGGAAAUGUGAAACAAUCAAGAACAGAUGGUGGUGAUCAUCAUACAAGUAUCCCAAAAGGUGUCGUAGUAGACGUAUUUGAUAGGGAGAAGCCCAUUGUGUUUACAUAUCAAGAAAUACUUGCAUCAACCGAUUCAUUUUCUGAUGCAAAUCUUCUGGGUCAUGGUACAUACGGUUCUGUUUAUUAUGGUGUUCUUCGAGACCAGGAGGUCGCUAUAAAGAGAAUGACAGCAACUAAAACUAAAGAAUUUAUAGUAGAGAUGAAAGUUCUUUGCAAGGUUCAUCAUUCCAGUCUGGUAGAGUUGAUUGGCUAUGCAGCAAGCAAGGAUGAACUAUUCCUGAUAUAUGAAUACUCUCAAAAGGGUUCACUCAAGAAUCACCUUCAUGAUCCUCAAAGCAAAGGUUACACAUCCUUAUCUUGGAUCUACAGGGUUCAAAUCGCUCUUGAUGCGGCUAGAGGACUUGAAUACAUUCAUGAGCAUACAAAGGAUCAUUAUGUUCACAGGGAUAUAAAAUCAAGUAACAUCUUGCUUGAUGAAUCCUUCAGAGCAAAGAUUUCAGAUUUUGGUCUUGCAAAACUGGUAGUGAAGUCCACUGAUGCAGAGGCUUCUGUCACAAAAGUUGUGGGUACAUUUGGUUACUUGGCCCCUGAAUACCUACGCGAUGGCCUGGCAACUACGAAAAGUGAUGUUUAUGCUUUUGGAGUAGUACUUUUUGAGUUAAUAUCUGGAAAGGAGGCAAUUACAAGGACUGAUGGAAUGAAUGAAGGCUCAAACUCAGAAAGGCGUUCAUUGGCAUCAGUUAUGCUGAGUGCACUGAGGAAUUGUCGUAAUUCAAUGUAUAUGGGGAGCCUGAAAGACUGCAUUGACCCUAACCUAAUGGACCUGUAUCCACACGAUUGCGUAUACAAGAUGGCCAUGCUAGCGAAACAAUGCGUGGAGGAAGAUCCUGUUCUACGGCCAGACAUGAAGCAGGCAGUAAUCACGCUGUCGCAAAUACUGCUCUCAUCGACCGAGUGGGAAGCGACGCUAGCUGGGAACAGCCAAGUUUUCAGUGGUCUUGUGGCUGGGAGGUGAUCCUGUGAGAUUGGCCUGGUUGCGUACUCCAUGCGCUCUUCGGUGAUCUCCUUUCCUGCUCCACUAGAGGCGUUUUCUCCUGUAACCUUCUCCUGCAUUUUGCUGGUUUCUUGCCCAGUCGAGCAGUUUUCUGCAAGUUCUUGACAGUAUCUACCACAGUGCAAUAUAUUUCUUGGUGGGUGAUACAAUAUGUAACUAUGUAUGUAUGUAUGCAUGUAUGUAUAACCAAAUGUGCCUCGCAAGUUCCAAUGCAAUGAUAUUGCACCAUAUCGU